UUAGGAUUAAAGUGAUGGAUUAAAGAAAAAAUUGAUUGGAAUAAUUUUCUCAUUUGGAAAAUGGUCAGAAAGUGUUAUCGUUAAUAUGAAUUUUUCGAAUAACUUUUACAUCCAUAGUUUAAGAGGAAUUAAUUACGAGUUAAAUUGUUAGUUAAUUGUGAUGAUAAGUGUUAGAUUUUCACAUCAGUGAGUGAGAGAGAGAGAGAGAGAGAGGGAGAGGAUAAAAUGAGCAGAGGAGGUACAAUGGGGCGUAAAAAAGGGUUUCCUAUCCUAUUUUUAGUGAGUUUGGCGCAAAAUCAUUUUAGGCGUUGAUCAACUAAAUUGUUUCGUUAGAUUGUAGUUGAUUUGAGUUGAUUAAGCAAAGUGAGAGUGUUAGUUUUCAUUAAUUCAUUGUGAGUGUGGAUUCCUGAAAACAAAUCUCAAUCAUAUCUGGUUUGUUAAUUAGUGUGAAUCAAAUUGUGCUGCAUUUAAAAUUGUUUCAUCAUAAUUAUCAUCUGAAUAUGAAAUCUUUUCUGUUAAUUGUUUAUCCUCAUCAAUUGAUUAUUAUUAGUUACUUACAAGUAAUCAGACAUAUUCCGAUAGUUGAAUCGAGUCAUGGUUAAUCAGAUAAUUUACCAUCAAUCAGUUAAUUUUUGUUUUCCAAAUCAACAACGUGUCUGUGUAAAAAUCUCAUCGUUAAGAAAAACAAAACCUGAAAAAGUAAAUUUUUCAAGGAUAAAAUCUCAUCACUAAUCAAUUAUCUCACAAUUAAUUGGAAAAAUAAUUAAUAAUUAAUCAACUUACUUUCUCUUUCCAUUGAGACUACUUAAUCAAAUUAUCCUUGGACUUUGCCACUUGAACCAUAUUAACAUUGUGCCAGUGGAUUAACAACCUUUAGAGCGAUGAUCCAAAACGAUACUUUAGAUCCAUCGGAAGUUAAUAAGAUCAACACACCGGCACUCGAAAGGUUAUUCAUCGAAAUGUCCAAUGCAUCAACAACCCUGAUGAAUAAUUAUGUUGGCUUUGAGAUGGCCAAUGGUAAUUUAAACACUAAUCUCGAUCAACUUAAUUAUAAUGGUAACACGGGUUCUAAUGUUGUCACCAAUGGUAAUUCAAACGUUAAUUCAUAUGGAGCAAUAAACCCCUUAGGUUAUCCUUCAACCCAUCAAAUGCCUAACACCAAUGAUAACGACAUUCAACAGCAACUUAAUUCAGCAGUAUCUCAUCCCCACCACCAUCAUCACCAACAACAACAACAACAACAACAUCAACACCUUCAUCAUCAACAUGUAUCCAAUCCUGUGUUCCAUAGUGAUUCAAUGUUAACAGAAUCACUACCUGGGAAUAUUCAUCAUCACCGGUCAUCAAGAACAUCACCUGAUUAUAACAACAAUAAUACCAAUGGUAACCAUAGUCAUAACAAUCAAAAUACCAAUAAUAAUGGUAACACUGAAGUUAUCAGUGGUUAUCAGGUACCAGAAUCUUUAAACAAUCAUUCAACAUUAUCUCAACCAAUUGCCAACAAUAACAUUAAUACACCAAUGUCAAUGUCACCAUCACCAGUUACCUUAACCACUUUAUCCUCAUCAUCAAGCUCACAAUUAACAACACCAACCUCGAUCACAAUGGGCUUACAAUCAAUCAAAAGUGAACCCAGUAUGAUAAAUCAUAAUAAUAAUAAUAAUAAUAAUCCUCAUCGAAAUAGUUCAACCGCUCCCAAUGGUAAAAAUAGUGCUAAUGGUUUGAAAAGUGUACCACCACCGCCACCGCCAAGUUUAACAAUUAGUCCGCCGGUUUCACCGAUUGAUAUGGAAGAACAGGAAAAGGUAAAACUGGAACGUAAAAGGCAACGAAAUCGUAUAGCAGCAUCUAAAUGUCGUAAAAGAAAAUUGGAGAAAAUUCAUUUACUCGAGAAAAGAGUGAAUGAAUUAAAAGAUGAAAAUGAACAAUUAAGUACCAAAGUGAAUAAACUUCGUGAUCAUGUUUGCUGCCUUAAACGAGAAGUCAUUCAACAUAUUAAUUCGGGUUGUCCAAUUUCGUCCCCUGACCAUCCAAUGUGAUCGAAAUCAUCUUGACCAAAUCAACAAACGACCUACAAAAAGCAAAAGUCAAACAUUUAAUUGUCAUGAUACUUUGUCACCAUACUUACCAUGUUCAACCAAACUUAUCGGCCUCAUUGAUAGAGUUUUGAAAAUUCAUCAAAUCUACUUAUCAAUUAAAUCUCAAUUGCCCAUCAAGGAAUCAGAAUUGAUCAACAUGCAAUUCAAUUUUUCACUUUAAUCCAUUUUAAAUUGGAAAUAAUUAAAAAUCUCUGUUUCUAUCUGGUCCCUCUGGUAUAUUCUCAGGAAACAUUAAAAAGGAAAAUCUCUUUUUCUUUUUUUUUCUUCAAAUUGGCCAACAUUUUAAUCCGAGAUGAGUUGUUAAUCCGUAUAAUAGUGAUAAUCUCGGAUAUACCAUGAAGAGUACAAUCAGAUUCCUGCAAAAGAAACAAGAAUUACAAAUAAAUCUAUUAUUUAAGAUAAAUUUUCUUCAGUUAUUGUUAUUAUAAAACUACCGAAUUUGCAAUCUCCAUGUUUUAAUUACAUCAUAUAUUAUUAAUUGUUGUCUCUCAUUUUCUAAUUGUUAUUUCUUUAUCUCUCGCCUCUUAAAAUUAUUGUACAAUAACUUUACCACUCACUCUCUAUCUCUGUAAAACAAAUAACCAUUACACACACAUUUGACAAAUUAAUUACUAUUCACAAUUGCUAAUCAUGAACUGAUUCAAUAAAAGAUGAACAACAAAAAUAUUCCAAUCAAUGAAAAA
Molecule: messenger RNA, 2782 nt
Organism: Panonychus citri (citrus red mite)
Lineage: Eukaryota; Metazoa; Arthropoda; Arachnida; Trombidiformes; Tetranychidae
Product: transcription factor Jra-like
Exons: 2
Coding region: 882-2039 (385 amino acids)
Biological process (GO): regulation of cell cycle; regulation of transcription by RNA polymerase II; regulation of cell population proliferation
Cellular component (GO): transcription regulator complex
Molecular function (GO): RNA polymerase II cis-regulatory region sequence-specific DNA binding; DNA-binding transcription factor activity, RNA polymerase II-specific; transcription factor binding
Source: RefSeq, a predicted model, not a curated record